AUGCCUCAUAAAGCAGAACCUGAGGUAGCGGCCUCAAAUAGCGUUUACGCAGUCGACGAUAAAAUGUCGACCAACUCCCUUAAAACCAACACUGACGACAUAAGAAAGACAUCUCGACUCAUCCUAGAUAUCAUAUUCGAAUACGCCCUGAACAAAUUCGAUGACUCCAAGGAUAGACUGGAAGCGGGUGCUGACCAUUUCCUAGACGUAAUUGACCGUUUCGUGGCUGAGAGAAAGCGUGUGGACUCAUGUCUCCCUGCGUUCCCUUUCAAGUCCGCAAACAAAGUGUACAAAGUACUGGGAACUCUGCCUGACAUGGCCGAGCAAUUGGCCCUUGAACGGCUAAAUACCAUGUGUGCACGUAUACGGGAUAUAUACCCACCGGGUGCCCAAGUUACCAUCAUUUCGGACGGUAUCACAUAUAACGAUCUUCUCUCAAUAUCUGACCAAGACACCUGGGCCUAUGGGGAGGCUCUACGCAAGAUGGCGAUUGACAAGAAGUUUAUUUAUAUCCAGUUCUCCAGAAUGAAGGAUUUGCUAGACUUCCCCCUCCCUGAAAAGCUCACUGAAAUUACAUAUGUUGCGAACUGCACCACCUUUCGCCGUCUGCUCAUAAAUCGAUAUGGCAGGGAUGAUCUUGACAUCGACCAGGAAAUUACGGCAAACCCUGAUACAAAGCUCACCUAUCUUGGGUACAAGAGGUUCUUAGAGUCUGAUCUGAAGCACAUCUUCCCUCGUGGCGUCGGCCGCAGCGCUCAUAGCUACAAGAGGGACUGCAAAUACCUGGCCAAGCAGAUGCUCAUGCGAGGUUAUGCUUUUGCUGGUGCAGUCAAGAACGCGUUCCCCAACUAUUUACGACUCUCCAUUCAUGAGUCGGUUGGUUUGAACAAAGUCUCUGUAUGCUUGUUGAAUACCAAAACUGGGUUUACAACGCCGUGGCAUUGCGCCGUUGCCCAAUUAGCUGAUGGUGAAUGGGUUAGCGCUCCAAUGGGUGAAUUUGCCAAAGACAGCAGGCUAGAGGUUGUAUACGUUGAUGGUCGCCCCAGCCAUUAUAGAGAGAAGCUUCGUGAGAAUGGUGUUUCAGCCAUUACUGAGUCAACUGCCAGUUAUCUUCAAGCAGCUCGACCUGUGAAUGCUACUGGAUAUCUUAGCGGUGCAUCAACUCCGGGCACUGCCUCGCCUAGCUCUUUUUCGGCAUCUCCACCUCGCACAACCGUUCGAAGCAGUGGCGGCACUACCCCUGAAUCUGAGUCCCCUCCCACCUUACACAAAAGCGGUCUUGGGGUUGUGCUAGGCAACGAUAUGAAUAAUCAUAAUGUGCCGAAAAAAUCGAAUGUGCUACCAUCUGUCCCUUAUGGCAAGCGGCUGAUCCCGCAGAUCAUGGACGAACUGGCAGUUUCCCAGCCUGAAAGAGUUGUAUUCUCGUUGGCGUCUCUUUCUGGCAAUGAUCUAGUAUUUAGGGAAAUAACCGCCUGUGCGUUCAAUAAGGCUGUUGACAAAACCGCCUGGUGGCUUCGGAACCAAGUUGGAAUACCUGACUCGGUACAACCUGUUGGUUACAUUGGUCCACAUGACCUGCGACACGUUCUCUUGACUUACGCCUGCGUCAAAGCUGGCUACGCUGCUCUUUUUCUUUCCCCCAAAAAUAGUACUGUGGGAGCGGUCUCUGUCCUCGAGACAACAAAUUGCAAUAUCUGGGUCAGUGCCAGUGAGGUAGCCCCUGAGCCGCUUGUUGAAGAAAUAUUACGAGAUCGUCCCAUGAAGUUAUUGCAGCUGCCUCUACUGGAAGAGCUACUUGAUGCUGGGUCCACCGAGGCUUUCCCUUUCUCAAAGAACUUUGAGGAGGUUAUCAAUGAGCCAUUCUGCUACCUCCAUACGUCAGGUAGUACGGGGGUGCCAAAACCGAUUCCAUGGUCCCAUGGUCUCAUCGGUACCAUGGACGCAGUCCGAUUGCUACCCCCAGCUCCAGGGUUUGAUGGAUUGCUUCCCUGGACUUCUGACUGGUUGGAUGGAGAUACAAUCUACUCAUCGUUCCCAAUGUGCCACGGGGCUGGAAUUAUUAUGAAUAUCCUUAUGCCUGCAUUUUUCAACUUGCACUGCGUUUUAGGUCUAGCUGGAGCGCUUCCAAACAUUCGACUUGUCGAGACUCUUGCUGAUAAUGUCCAAAUUGAUAUCUGGAGCAUGGUCCCCUCUCUUGCUAAUGAACUUGGAGAAACACCAGAGGUACUCGCAAAACUCAAGUCAUCGAAGUUCAUUUGCGCAUCCGGUGGCCCUGUUAACCCAAUUAGUGCUGGUAAGGUUAAUGAUGUUGUGAGGGUUCUGAAUUUGACCGGAACGACUGAAGGCCUCUUUAUUGGCAAUCUUGUUACUCCAAGGGAAGAUUGGUUUUGGUUCUGCUUCCACCCCUACUCGGGGUUCGAGUUCAAGGAGAUUGGGGAGGAUACUUAUGAACAUUGGAUACAUCGCAACGAACACUGGCCUCUCUUCCAAGGUAUCUAUCAUACCUUCCCGGAAAAAGAGUCAAUCAAUUUCAAAGACUUAUAUAUGAAGCACCCUUCCAAGCCCAACCUGUGGGCUUUCAAGGGCAGAAGUGAUGACCUCGUGGUUCUAUCCAAUGGAUACAAGAUAACUCCACUUGAAACUGAAUCACUGGUUUCAACCCAUCCUGCAAUCAAAGGGUGCAUUCUUUUCGGAACUGGAAAGCCACAGGCAGGUCUUCUCAUUGACCUAAAAGAUCCAUCUCAGAAGUCGGACGAACUAUUGGAUAGCAUCUGGGAGACAGUGAAGAAGGCUAAUUCGAUGUCUCGCCACAAGGACCAGCUGCUUAAAGACUUUGUAACAUUCACAAAGCCCGACAAACCGUUUAUCUACACCGAUAAGGGAACAGUGAAGCGGGCAGCAACCUUGGCUCUGUAUAACAACUACAUUGACAGAUUUUACAGUUCCUUAAGUGAUGACCCCGAUGAAAUGGAUGCUGUAUUCCCCAUUAACAUGGAGUCAACUGAUGCAAUCGAGAAUGGAGUUCGUGAGAUCUUGGCGUCUUCAGUACAAGAAAUACAACAGGCUCCUGUGGACACAGAUCUAUUCGAGCUUGGCCUUGAUUCUCUUGGUGUUUUUGCGGCCAUCAAGAAAAUUCGAAUGGCGACUGGCUUGGGUGAAAGUAUUGCACCCAGGCACGUGUAUGCUAACCCUACACUUGCUAGUCUGUCCAAAACUAUUGCUCAGUUAGCUGAAGAAGCAAAAGCAAAGGCUGCCAGCAAGGCUGGCCCUUUGAGCCUGCCGAUGGACGAUGAAACAGCGAAACUAAGGAGAAUGAUUGCUCAGCACCAGUCAAGACAAUCUUUCAAGCUGAAUGCAUUGGACUAUGUCAACCCAAAUCAUAACAUGGGGCUUGUCUUUUAUUUCUCUCUCCGAGAUGGGGUCAGCUACCAGGAAGUGUUCAACAAUUUGCAAGAGGGUCUCAAUCGCACAUUCGACUUGAUCCCAGCUCUGAGUGGCAAGAUUAUGCAUUGUUCGGAGCAGGAGAUUGGCUAUAAGAAGGGGGACCUUUGCGUGACGAUUCCUCCACUAUCCAUGGCAGCUGCCGCUGGAAAUCGUCUUGUAUACAAGGACCUUUCGAGUAUUCUUCCUUCGUUCGAUAAACUGCGACAGGCUGAUUUUGCCCCAUCACUCUUCAAAGAUAGCCUUGUUUUACGUGAUGAUCCGAUCACUAAAAUACCCGCGGAUAUUUUUGCUGGACAAGUCAACUUCGUUGAAGGAGGUUGCAUUGUUGCUGUUGACUUGAACCACUGCUGUUUAGAUGGGCUUGGUGCUAUGAUUGCUCUGAAGGUCUGGGCUGAAAACUGUCGAUUCCUCCAGGGCGACAAAACUGCGACAUGUAGCUGGUAUGACUCAGAGAGCUUCAAUCAUAGUCUGCCCGAGAUACUUCACGAACAAGAAGGAUGGACUCGCGCAGUUGACGAAGUAGACCCUGGUACUUGGGGUUUCUUACCAUUCUUUCCCCCGGAUGACAGCCCAACCAACCAUGAAUCUCCCCUCGGUCCUCGUCCCGUAUUCCCUCUACAUAACGUGUGGCCUCUCCCUCGUGCUGAAAGAUGUAUGAAGACCACUUCAUUCCUGAUCACUCCCGAGAAGCUCGAGAAAAUGAAGCAGGAUGUAAUUGCAGACCCAGAAGCAAAGGGUGUGAUUACAUCUAUCAGCGACAUAGUGCAGGCAUUCUUCUGGCGUACUGCCAUCAGAGCACGAUACCGCGUGGCCAAGGAGAUCCGAAGACAAACUUUUGGCCCGGAUGAGAUGUCGAUUCUCGAAUUACCAACGGAUGGUCGUCCAUACUUCUCUACCCGCCUGCCAUCUACAUAUAUGGGAAGUGUCCUCAUUAUGAACCGCUGCAGUAUUCCUGUGGAAACCCUUUGCUCUCCUGACACAAGUAUCGGGUAUGUCGCAUACAUGCUCCGCCAGUCUACAGCACGCAUUACACCAUCGCUCGUGCACGAUGCCUUCACAAUCUUGCAGUCUCUUCCAGACCACAGCCGAUUCUCAACUGCGAAUAUGGGCCUUGAACACAUGCACGCCAUGAUAUCCAAUAUGAUGCUCUUCCCCACAAGUGAGAUAUCUUUCGGCAGCAAGUUCUUUGCCAACGGAGGAUCCCCGGAGUCUAUGCGGCCACAGGUUGAUCGCGCUAAUGGCAUCUUCCGAUUCCUGGCCAUCUAUCCCAUGAAGAAGGAUGGAGGCGUCGAGCUUGUUCUUGGAACCCAUGCGGAGGAAUUGGAAAUGUUCAAAACCGAUGCAGAGUUUACCAAAUAUGCAGACCUCGUUGAUGUCUGCUGA
Molecule: messenger RNA, 4827 nt
Organism: Trichophyton benhamiae CBS 112371
Lineage: Eukaryota; Fungi; Ascomycota; Eurotiomycetes; Onygenales; Arthrodermataceae
Exons: 6
Coding region: 1-4827 (1608 amino acids)
Source: RefSeq, a predicted model, not a curated record